Molecule: messenger RNA, 7669 nt
Organism: Anoplophora glabripennis (Asian longhorned beetle)
Lineage: Eukaryota; Metazoa; Arthropoda; Insecta; Coleoptera; Cerambycidae
Gene: Pkc98E
Product: protein kinase C
Exons: 10
Coding region: 141-2252 (703 amino acids)
Biological process (GO): protein phosphorylation
Molecular function (GO): diacylglycerol-dependent serine/threonine kinase activity; ATP binding
Source: RefSeq, a predicted model, not a curated record
CGUCCUUCAUGGCUGUCAAUCGAGCUGUAUUUUGUCGGGUAAUAUUUCGUUCCUCCCUAUGUAGUUGUUAAGUGUUAUAGUGACGGUGGUGGAGAAAAUAAAUCCAUUCUCGAAGGUGAGGUGUAAAGUGGAUCAGUGCCAUGUUCACAGGGACUAUUCGCGUGAAAAUAUGCGAGGCCCAGUGGCUUAGGCCGACGGACUGCUCCAAGCGCCACACUUUUGGGAAGGCGGAGGAGCAGCCUCUGGACCCCUAUGUUACCAUCGACGUGGAUGACACCCAUGUCGCUCAAUCCACCACCAAGCAGAAGACCUUUAAUCCUGUUUGGAAUGAAUAUUUUGAGCACCAGGUAGAGAAUGCGAAGACACUCACUCUGACGGUAUUUCAUGACGCCGCUAUACCGCCAGACGAAUUCGUCGCGAACGUUAGCAUUCCUUUCGAGGAUCUUAUGAACAGAGAAAAAGAUGAAGCUGAUUUUUGGGUCAAUCUGGAACCCAAGGGUAGACUACAUAUAAGAAUAGAUCUGAAAUUAACAUCGAAUGAAUAUGGAGCGAAACCGAGAGAAUUUAAAGAGCGUCAGGGCUUCAAUAGAAGACGCGGUGCUAUGAGGAGGAGAGUCCAUCAAGUUAACGAUCAUAAAUUUAUGGCGACUUUUCUGCGCCAACCAACAUUUUGUUCACACUGCAGAGAUUUCAUUUGGGGUUUGGGCAAGCAAGGCUAUCAAUGUCAAGUUUGCGCGUGCGUGGUACACAAGAGGUGUCACCAUAUAGUCGUUACAAAAUGUCCUGGUAUGCAGGAUGAGUCAACUCAACACCAGAAUACUGGCUUUAAUGUUAACAUACCACAUCGAUUUGUAGUACACAACUACAAACGUUUUACAUUUUGUGAUCAUUGUGGAUCACUGUUAUAUGGACUGAUAAGGCAGGGGCUGCAGUGUGAGGUCUGUUCACUAAAUAUACAUAAACGUUGCCAGAAAAAUGUUGCGAAUAACUGUGGCAUCAAUACCAAGCAGAUGGCCGAAAUUCUUACUGCAAUAGGUGUAUCACCUGACAAACAGACUCCGAGAAGAAGUAAGUUGUUAUCUGGUUCUGGUGGAAAUGGAGGACAGGCUGAGGGGUCUUCUGAGAAUUCAAAUGCCGGAGCAGAUAGUACAGGAGAGGAUCUAUCAAAAAUGGUAGAAGAAAAACUGCAAAAUAAUGGUGGAGAUGGGGCCAUUAGCAGAAACACUAUCGGACUGAAUGAUUUCAAUUUCAUAAAAGUUCUCGGCAAGGGAAGUUUUGGUAAAGUCAUGCUAGCCGAGAAAAAGAACACUGAUGAAGUGUAUGCCGUCAAAGUUCUGAAGAAGGAUGUCAUCAUUCAGGAUGAUGACGUAGACUGCACCAUGACAGAGAAACGCAUUUUAGCACUAGCUGCCAACCACCCAUUCUUAACUGCUCUACAUUCUUGCUUUCAGACUAGGGACAGAUUGUAUUUCGUGAUGGAAUACGUGAACGGUGGCGACUUGAUGUUCCAAAUACAACGUGCCAAGAAAUUUGACGAACCACGAGCUAGAUUCUAUGCGGCGGAAGUUACAUUAGCUUUGCAAUUCCUGCACCGGCACGGAGUUAUUUAUAGGGAUCUUAAAUUAGACAACAUAUUGUUAGAUGCCGAGGGCCAUUGCAAACUCGCCGAUUUUGGUAUGUGCAAGGAGGGGAUCCUGGAUGGUAUCACUACGUCUACAUUUUGUGGCACACCGGAUUACAUUGCACCCGAAAUUUUGCAGGAAUUGGAAUACGGUGCAAGCGUGGAUUGGUGGGCCCUAGGUGUGCUAAUGUAUGAAAUGAUGGCAGGUCAGCCUCCCUUCGAGGCAGACAAUGAGGAGGAUUUAUUUGAAUCUAUACUGCACGAUGAUGUAUUAUAUCCCGUGUGGUUAAGUAAAGAUGCCGUUAGCAUAUUAAAAGGCUUUAUGACGAAAAAUCCUAGUAGGCGGUUAGGAUGUGUGGCUGCCCAUGGAACGGAAGCUGCCAUUCAGUUGCAUCCCUUUUUUAAAGAGAUGGAUUGGGCGGCUUUGGAGCAACGUCGAGUCAAGCCACCUUUUAGGCCUAGAAUUAAAAGCAGAAAGGAUGUAGCUAAUUUCGAUGCUGAAUUUACCAGAGAGGAGCCAGUAUUAACACCUGUAAGUAAUGAAGUGCUGCAAUCAAUCAACCAAGACGAGUUCCGAGGUUUCACAAUUAUCAAUAGAGACUACAAUCCAUCAAGAUUCAUAGCCGAAUAAAACAAUUGCCCCUGGAAUAUCCUCAUGAAGAACUUCGAAGUUUUAAAAAUUAACAGAAUCAGUUUGCAGUUUAUCUUAUUUCUAAGUUCAAAUUGACUCGGGUAAGCACAAGCUUGAAGCUUUAAUUUUUGUAAAAAAAAAGAAACGUCAUUACUCAAGAAUAAUGUUAUAUAUUAUAUACAGAGUUUAUUUAUAUUAGGUGUAAUUCUGCGAGAGAUGAUUUAUUUUACAGAAGCAUUUCUCAGUUACUUAUUUAUCAAUAAGUAGCUCAAAUAACGGGAUUCAUUACCACAAUUAUUGUUGUUUGUAUACUUAAAAAAUUGAAACGGUACGAGUAAAUUAAAAAUUUUAAUCAUUAUUUGAACUUUGUACGUUUUGUUGAGGGCUGGAUUUUUUUGAAUUACACGGUAUACUUGAGUAUUUAAGAAUUUUCCAUCGUUACUAAAGAUGUUACCGUUCAUUUGCUUCAAUUUGUAAUAUAUUGUUUGGUACCAGUUUUGAUGGAAUUUAUAGAAUAUUUGAAAUUAUGAAGACGUUACAGUUUGUAGCAUCUUAUUUUAUACUUUAUUAUUUUCAAUCUUGCCAAUUUCCAAAUAAAAACGUAGCAUUUAUUGUUCAUUUCCACGUUAACUUAUCUGCCAAAAUCAUAACGUAUGAUUCAUAACUAUCUUAAUUAUUUCCUCAAAACAUAAUAGUUUAAAUAAUAUUUUAGGCAGACCAUUUGGCAAAGUUCUAGGUAGUUUUAGCCAGCCCAGCAGUAAUUUCGGAUAUGUUGUAUAUUUUAAUUCUUUAACAGAACGUAGCCGGUUCCGUGAUUGCCAUUUGCACAUUUUAAAUGAAUGUUAACGUAGAUUAAACCUAAACGCUUUAGGUAUUUAAGAUUAUAGAUAAAGGCACAUGUGGAACUUGGCAUAUUUUAGGUUACUGUGAUUUCUCCAAAUAUAGAUAAAAAGUAGUUUAAUGAAAUCACCCGUUACUCUAGUCAUGAAGGCCUAUGUAUAUAUUGAAGAAGUGGUUGCAGGUCACUUAUAAUUAAUUAAUUUUAUAUUUUUAAGAUGUACACACGAGUCCUACGAUCAGAUCGUUUGAAAUGUUUUAGCAAGGACGCGGUAAUUGAAGGAUUUCGAAUUGUCCUUUUGCAUAUGUUUUCCAUACAAAUUUAUUUAAAUUUUUUUCCAAAAUUCUCUUUUUCAUGUGUAUGUCUUUUCUAUUGAACAUUAAGUAAAACGUUACUUAUUCAGAGAUAUAUCUACAUUGUACAAAAUAUUUAGUUAUUUUCUUUUAAAAUAUUUUUAUCAUUUAAAGCAAUUCUUUCAAUAAGCUGUUUAUCAAAAAAUAUACAGAGCGUUACAAAAGAGUAUGUCACACUGUUAACCACAAAUUCUUUGGACGAAAAUAUGACUCGUAACAUUUUUUAUUUAGGCGCCUCCAGAUCCAAGGGGUGAUAAAGUUCAAAUUUAAAAAAUAAUUUUUAUUAAUUCAUUGUCCUUUAAGAUAUUAAAUCAACAUUUUGCGUAGAUUUGUAUCUGGUAACAGCACUUGUUUUGUAUAAUUUUGAAUAAGAAAAUUGAGGCAUGAACAGAGGAAAUAGGGUAGUUGUCUUUGACGUCUUGUGAUAAAAAUUUUGAUAAUGAAGUAUAGGAUCCAUACCAUUUUUAAGGGAUGAUUUCUGGGCUUAUAUUUCUGUGAUGAAAACAAUUUGAACGAAAUUUAUGGAAUAAAAAAUUAAUAUAAGAGUGUACAUGUAUUUGCAACAUUUUUUUUUAUAAUCUGAUACAAUAAUUUUUUUUUAUUUUAAAAAGUGACAUUUUCCAGUACUUACAGGUUAUAAUUCAAUUUCUAUAAUUUUUUGUUGAGAAAUUUUUAUUUAGCCUGGUUUUCUAGAUCCUGCAACUUCGUUCGAUACAUGAUUGGUAAUAUUUUUGUGUAGAUUAUAUACCUCAAGUUCAAUAUUCAUAAAAAAAAUUUAUUUAUUUUUAUUUAUUGAUUUUGAUUAAACGGACUCUUAAUUUACUUAAUCUAAUUUAAAAUCGAGAUUUUUAAUUAGCUAUAUUCUAAUAAUUAAAAAUAAAAAAUUAAAAUAUCUACCAUCUCCACGAAUGAACACUUAGGUGCUGCUAAUGAAAGUGGGUCAGAUAAGAAGAUUUAUAACAUUUAUCGUCACAAUUAUCAAACCGAAACCUCAUACUUUGUGCUAAAGACAGAUAAACGAAAAAGUAUUCCAAAAAUCUUAAAUCACAGGACUAAUUUGACUGACUCAUAAACCAAUGGUGAAAAAAUACAAAGAAAACAUGUUCUAAAACAAUACAUAGGCUGCUGGAAAAGUUUCUGCAAACGAUAAGUAAAAACACAUGUAGAUUUUUAAAAAUAACUUUAUUGUUUUUCAAAGUAUUCGCCUUUGAGAUUAAUACACUGUUGCAUACGCUCGAACCAAUUGGUGAAGCAAGCUUUCCACUCUGCGACUGUAAGUUCUGAAACUAGUGUUCGGAAGGCGUCAACAGCUGAUUAAGGCGACAUAAAUCGCUCACCACCCAUCGUCCGUUUGAUAUACGGGAAUGAGAAGAAGUCAUUUGGUGCCAAAUCUGGUGAAUAAGGACAAUUCGUCAUGACUUCGACGUUUUGAUUAGACAAAAACUCAACGAUUCGAUGUGCUGAGUGGGAGCUGGCGUUGUCAUGAUGAAGAAUAAUGCUCCGAUUUCGGUUUGUUCUAGGAACUUCAUUGAUGACUUCUGGCAAACAAAUUGUUUUAUACCAAUCCGCAGUUACAGUCCUUCGGUCCUCUAAAACCACGGAUGCGACAUGUCAGGUAUAACCAAAGAAGCAGGCAAUCAUUUUCUUGGCAACACUGCGUGAACGAACGACUUUUAUUGGUUUCAUCUCAUUUUGAAACACCCAAACGGUGGAUUGUUGUUUGCUUUGGGGCUCGUACGAAUAAAUCCAAGUUUCAUCGACAGUAACGAUAUUGUAGAUCAGAUUUGACCGGCCUCGGUUGAAUUUCUUGAGCAUUCUGUGCAACACGAGUCUCUUUUUGAGCGUUGGUCAAAUUGUGUGGGAUCCAACGACUGCACAGUUUUCGUAUGUUCAAGUGAUCAUGCAAAUUCACGUGUAUUGCUUUCAUGUCAAUGCCCAAGGAUGCCUGAAUUUCGCGGUAUGUCACAUGCCGAUUCCGCUCAGUCAUUCCACACACCGCAUCAACAUUAGUGGCAACAACAGACGUGGAUGGACGACCUUCACGAAAUUCGUCACUAAGAUAGGUGCGUCCACAAUGGAAUUCGCCAAACCAAUUAUACACUGUCCUAUUUGAUGGUGCUUCAUCCCCAAAAGCCAAAUACAGUCGAUUGAUGCAUUGUUUCGGAGUAAGAUUACAUCUGUAAUCUUAGUAAAUCAUUGCCCGAAAAUUUUCAUGUGAAAGUUCCAUUUCUACACUGAAUAGUUUCUUUUAAAACACUGUGCACAGAAAACUACUUCACUGGGUACAAACUGUCAACUGAUUUUUAGGUCAGAAACGUUAAAUUUUUCAAAUAUCACACUGACAGAAUGUUGGUGCCACUGGACUUGGUGGAUUGCAGAAACUUUUCCAGCAGCCACGUACAUUUGAACCAUAAGCUUGCGUAAAAAAAGUCGCUUGACUGUUAGUACUUCAAUUUCCUUUUUUUCGAUUUGUGCUUUGAUUUUCCAGUAUUCCAGUCCAUGCAAAUGUUCAACUAAAUAUCUUAGAACACGAUGGUUUUGACUUUUUUAAAUUACGAAUAAUCAAUUAAUUAACUUUUUAAUUAUAAUUUUUAAACUCAAUAUCAAGAUAACAUAACAUAAAUGAAAAACGGUGUAAGAGAGUUCCCAUUAUUUUUGUCUGAGGAAUCUGGGGAUAACGGCUUGAUGUACUUAUUUAUAACUGUCUAAUGGUGUAAGAAAUCUGAUGAACGGACAUUGUAACAAAUAUGAAAAAAUUUAACUUUAGAAACAUGUAAGAGUUUCCAUCCUGUUUAUUAGUAGAACAUGUCUCUGUAUAAGCCUACAAUAUGUUGCUUUCUAGUUACACUAUUGUGAUAUUGUGGGAAAUUACAAUUAAUGACGAGAUAAAUUAAAUUUAUUAGGGAAGUGUGCAUUACUUCAUUAAAAAUAAAGCUUAUGUAGGUUGUUUACAGUUACCAAAGAUUUUAUUUAUUCAUUUUUAAUGUGUGUAUUGUACGUUUAUUUAUAAUAUAUAGUUUAUGUAAUAAUUUAUAGGUGUUUUUGAAGAAGUCCUUAGAUUUUUGUUUUUUUUUUACUUCUUUAAAUGCAUUGUUCAUAUUGAGCGAAUGUUACUGUUACGUGUGCGGCACAUUAAAAAGUAUGAAUAUUUUUUGGAUGUAAAGGUAUUUAUGAGGUGCGCAUGUUUUUUGUGUUUUAACUUUUAAAGAUCUGCCAUAUUGAGAGCUAUUUAGUAAAAAAAACAUUCAGAUACAUUUCAGAGAAAUGUAUAUAUUGUUGAAAAUAAUUAUGUAAUGUUUUAGAUAUUUAUUAAUGUCAGCUUAGAGUAGUAAGUAAAAGGAAAUUAACCCGCUAUAAUUAGUAAAUGUUUAGAUCUCUAUAUCACAGGUCUGUGUUAGCACUAAGCUGUUAAAAAUCCGGAAGAUUAUCAGAGAUACGGUUUAAACCAUCACCCGAGCAUAUAGUUUUUAAAUAGGCUUUAGUUUAAUUAAAGCUUACAUUAAACUCACUUAUAUAGUAUAGUAGAACGUGAGUAGAACUGUAAUAUAUAUACAGGGUUAGUUUUAUCUGUUCUUCAGCCUUGCGUCAUGGGAUAAGAUUAAAUUUUGUUGUUAUUCGCUUUGAAAAUAUUUUUUUCAAUUCAGUUACAUGUUUUAUCUUGAAGGGAUGUAAAAACUUGGUACUACAGAUGCAGAUUUUACACAUUAUACACACUAGUCAGUUUUCAAUAAAACGUGAUCAAUUUGUAUGUUUCCUAAAUUAGUCGUACAUUUUCCAAUAAUUUAUUAAAUAAUUAUCGUAUUAGUGUUAAAUGUGUUAUUUCUAUAACUCCUUAUUUUGAUAAAUUUCUCUUUCUAAAUUUGAUUUACUUUUUUUUUUUGUCAUGUUAGAUAACCCAAUAAAUUUAUUUUCUAUAAACAAUACAUACAAGGUUUUGCUCUACUAGUCAUUCACAUUUAAGUCCACAUAUUUCUACUAUACUAUAUAUUAUUUCUGGUUGAGUUAGUCCAGAAAUAUGAUAUUUCGUUACAUCUGCUUUCAAACAGUGUUGUGCCAAACCAUAUCCCAUUUCAGCUGGCUGUUUUGCACCUACGUUUCUUAACCUCACUCGAUGACUUAGCAUUGUUAUAUUGUUUAUAUCAUAUUUGUAGUAGCAAUGUGUUGUAUAUGGUGUACCUAUUUCUCUGAUGGUGUACUAAAAUAUAAAUAAUAAAUAUUUAAUGUAU